Choloepus didactylus (southern two-toed sloth) is the source of this 4452-nucleotide messenger RNA. Its product is annotated as cysteine and histidine-rich domain-containing protein 1-like. The transcript is spliced from 11 exons. Gene Ontology annotation, biological process: centrosome duplication. The coding region runs from base 110 to 1117 and encodes 335 amino acids. Gene Ontology annotation, molecular function: zinc ion binding. The record is from RefSeq and is a predicted model, not a curated record. Lineage: Eukaryota; Metazoa; Chordata; Mammalia; Pilosa; Megalonychidae.
GCCGGCAGCGGCCUCAGCCGUCAGACUCGUGUUUGCGGCAGGGGAGUUGUAAACGCAUCCUCCUGUGGUUCCUGGUGUUUGGGCCUUAACUAUAACGGUGGGGAAAGACAUGGCCCUGUUGUGCUACAACCGGGGCUGCGGCCAGCGCUUCGAUCCCGAGAACAAUUCCGAUGAUGCUUGCACAUACCACCCAGGUGUUCCAGUCUUUCAUGAUGCAUUAAAGGGUUGGUCUUGCUGUAAGAGAAGAACAACUGAUUUUUCUGAUUUCUUAAGCAUUGUAGGCUGUACAAAGGGUAGGCAUAAUAGUGAGAAGCCACCUAAGCCAGUCAAGCCUGAAGUCAAGACUACUGAGAAGAAGGAACUAUCUGAAUUGAAACCCAAAUUUCAGGAGCACAUCAUUCAGGCUCCUAAACCAGUAGAAGCAAUUAAAAGGCCAAGCCCAGAUGAACCAAUGACAAAUUUGGAAUUAAAAGUAUCUGCCUCCCUAAAACAAGCACUUGAUAAACUUAAACUAUCUUCGGGGAAUGAAGAAGAUAAAAAGGAGGACAAAAAAAAAAAAAGUGAUGAAAUUAAGAUUGGGACCUCGUGUAAAAAUGGAGGGUGUUCAAAGACAUACCAGGGUCUGCAGAGUCUAGAAGAAAUCUGUGUGUAUCAUUCUGGAGUACCUAUCUUCCAUGAAGGGAUGAAAUACUGGAGCUGUUGUAGAAGAAAAACUUCUGAUUUUAAUACUUUUUUAGCCCAAGAGGGUUGUACUACAGGGAAACACAUGUGGACUAAAAAGGAUGCUGAGGAAAAAGUUGUUUCAUGUAGACAUGAUUGGCAUCAGACUGGGGGUGAAAUCACCAUUUCAAUAUAUGCUAAAAAUUCACUUCCAGAACUUAGUCGAGUAGAAGCAAAUAGUACAUUGUUAAAUGUGCACAUUGUAUUUGAAGGAGAGAAAGAAUUUCAUCAAAAUGUGAAGUUAUGGGGUGUGAUUGAUGUAAAACGAAGUUAUGUGUCUAUGACUGCAACCAAAAUUGAGAUCACCAUGAGAAAAGCUGAACCCAUGCAGUGGGCAAGCCUUGAACUGCCUGCAACUAAAAAGCAGGAAAAGCAAAAGGAAGAUACAACAGCUUGAUUGGAGAAAGGAAAAACCACUGCCUGUAUCAGCAUUCUUAAUAAUGUGUGAUGAAUUGGUGGCUUGCUGCUAUAAAUUUUUGUUUUGUUAUUGUUGAAGUCUGGCAUUUCAGGGUCAACAGUAGGAUUUUAAAAACCAAAGUCAUUUUAUAUAUUUGUGUCUCGCAUAUUCCUUUUGAGUUCCAUAAGACUGAUUGUUCAUUUCUCCUCACUAAUGGAACCGUAGUUACGUUCUCUACUUGAAGAAGUUGGAAAUCAGUUCAUAAACAGAGUUGUAGUACUUCUUAGUAUAUUUAUAUUGAACAGAAGAAUAUUAAGGAACUUUUUCUUUUUUCAUAUUUUUCUCUUAUCCCAUAUUUUGUAAAGCAAAGUGGAAUGUCAAAUUUUAAUCAUUUUUUCAUGUAUUUUUAUUCCUGUAGUACUUGAAAAUCUUUAAGGAGGAGAUAAAGCUCUGCAUUUUUUUUUUUCUAUUUGGGAUGGUUACUUUUUUCUAGAAGGUAAUGUAGCAAGCAAGGAGGAACAUGUGCAUCAUUAACAAAUUAGAAUUCAGUUACAGUUAAUUGAAUUAAAAUAUUAUUUCAGUGUCCAUAGUACUUGCCAAGCAGUAUGAGGUAAUUGUAUAGGAGGCAUUAUAAAUAAGACUAUUGAGAUAUCAAUUUGGUUGAAAUUCACCAUCCUAUAAGACUAAGCAAUAAUGUUAAGUAUCGUUUUGCUGAUUAUUUGAAGGUCCUCUGUAUAGUGUUAUGACUAAAUUCUACCUGAUUUACAGCCUAAUACUCAUUUAAAGCCUUUAAUUAGUUACAUAGCAAAAGAAAUUUUAUCUGGCCUCAUUGAUGAAAAACUGUAUGUAUAGAACUGUGGAUUCUUAAAGGCUUGUAAAAAUACAUUAGGGUAUGAGAAGAUGUAAAUGCUUUGCUUUUCGACAACAGUCUCAUAUAUUAAAUAUAAAAUAGCUUAAUUCUUUUUAGACUUUCAUGAAGUGCUUGACAAUUCUUUGUGAUAUAAUGUUGAUUAUAUAUUGUACUUUGUUUUAAUGUAGGUAUCACAGAAUUAGAUUGUUUAUGCUCUUCGGGCCCAUUAAAAGGGUAGGUUGCUUUGUGCCAGAGUGCAGAGCUCAAGAAAAAAAUUAAAAUUAAAAAAUAUUAUGAAAGAAAAAUCUCUGGUAAAACAUAGUUUGGGUAUGAAUUAUGCUUAUAUAGAUUAAAAUGAUUAUUCUCCCAGCCCCUAGAGUGUUUUUCUUUUCUUGUAAUUAAUUAAAUUCUCAGAAAAUCUUACAGAAGUAUAGUUUUAUUUAAUGGAUUAAAACAUGUAUUUCAUUCUACUACCCUUAGUAGAUUACUGUUGGUUGUAGUUAGGUAGGUAACGAACGGUUUAGCUCUGUUACAAAGAAAGACUCAAAAAGUCCUACCAGGCUUUUAGGACAUUGAAAUCCCAUGGCAAGAAAUUUGGGGCAGUAAAAAUUGUAACCAAGUAGAGUACCUAAGUAUCCAGUAAUUAGAGUCGUAUUUAGAUUUUUUGAAAGUUACCUUUUAUUAUUUAUAAACCUGGGUUCAUUUAGAGACAUGAAAUCUUUAUUGUUUGGGUGUUAAGACAUUGGAACUUGAUUUCAUUCAAAGUAAUAAUUACUAUACCUUUUUAAAUACUGCCUUCCUGAUACUUUUCCCCUAAAUAUAAUAUCUUAUUUCGUUAUGUGAAGGUAAACUAUUAUUUAAAGCAAAUGAAUUUUCAUCUCAGAGUUAGUUACAGAACUGUGUUUUUGUUUUUGUUUUAAUCUAUUUAGUCUGGUUACUUUAAUGGCCAUUUUAUGUCAUGUCCAGUUCCUAAGAACCUCUGAAUUUGUUGUCCAGGUAAAAAUCUAAAUGAUAGUUAGCUUAGACUCAUACAUAAAAGAAUAAAAUUGUGGUUAGGUAGAAUGUGUUUUGAUGUAUUAAUUUUUCGAGAAAAUUAGUUUAAAAAUGCCUUUUAAUUUUAUUGAGUUGCUUCUCUAGAAAUACACUUUCUUUAUAUUUAAAGUAAAUUACCUUAGCAAAGCAGUCAAAGCGAGAUGUAUUAUUCUUUUCAAGAGUUGCAAAAAAUAGUGCAGAAUUCCUGUAUAUCCAAUAUUAAUCUUCCCCUUUUGUUAAAUGUUAUGUAACCAUAGAACUUUUACAAAACUAAUCAACUAGACUUUGUACAGUACAGUUAAGACAUCAUUUAAUUUUGACUACCUAUUUUUAUUAAAGGGUAUUUCUUGAGACCAAUUCUACCAUUUUUUUUCUUUUUUAUUAAUUUAAGUCAGUAAUUUAUAAACAAGAUAAAAACUGAUAUCAGUCUACCGUAAAUUAAUGUUUACAGGGAGAUAAUAUAACUUCUUAGUGGAACCAUAUACUGGCAAAGGAUUAUAAUGCUGCUUUUUUAUAUAUAAUUUAGAUUUUAUGUCAUUUUAAUUCUAUUAAGUUUAAAUUGGUUUGUUUAUCUUUAGAAAAUUCUUCCAUCACCAUCUUAAGUGAAGAGAAUGUUAGUUCUUGAAAAUGCUUUAAGGUGACUUUGGGUUAUUGUUCCUCUGCCCCUGCUUUUUAUUUAAGUCAGUCGUUCAACAGCCUGAAAUGCAUGCCAUGCAUUAUAUCCACAUUAAAAAAAAUUGUAACAGUUCAUUUAUAAGGUCUGGUAUCAGUUUUGGGAUAUUUGGUAAUGUAUGUGUAACCUUUUAUUUGUUUUUGUUUUUGUUUUUUUUUAACAGCCAGGUUACUAUUAAGUUACCAACUAAGAAUAAGUAACAGGUUAUUCUUUAUUUUCAUUGCAAAUUAUUUUGACGUGCCAUUCAUAUUUAAUAUUUAAUUUGUAUUCUUUUGCGUAUAUCAUAAUUUUAACCACACCUCAGUUCUGAAAUGCAGGCUAUUCAGUCGAGCUUGUUUUUAGGUUUUAUUAAGAGGAUUUUGUUUCAUUUCUUUUCUUUUUUCUUUUUUUUUUUUUUGUUAAAUGGAUGUUAGGGUAGUUUUUCUCCCUGACUGUUUCCCUUACUUCCCAGAUAUCUUACAGCUUAAAAUCUCAUCUAGAGUUGCAUGGCUUGCCUUUUCUAAAAGUUAAUUUUAGAAGACUAGGACUUUAUACAUGUGUAUUAUCCCUAAAAUACUGGUCUUGCAAAGUUUUUCUUCUGCCUAGAAUUGUUCGAUUGAGUUUUCAUAUUGUUUUGGACUGUGAUGAAUGUUCCUUCAAGAACAAUUUUGUAGGUAGUGUGCUUUUGUUAUAUGUGUAUUAAUGACUUAGUUUUCUAAUUUAGUGGGUCAACUUUAAUGUCCAUUAAAGUUGGGAAAAAAAAAAAAAAAAAAAACCUCCAGCAUUAAACGUUUUUAUAUU